Molecule: messenger RNA, 2481 nt
Organism: Eurytemora carolleeae
Lineage: Eukaryota; Metazoa; Arthropoda; Copepoda; Calanoida; Temoridae
Gene: sotv
Product: exostosin-2
Exons: 25
Coding region: 211-2244 (677 amino acids)
Biological process (GO): lipid metabolic process; intracellular signal transduction
Cellular component (GO): membrane
Molecular function (GO): phosphatidylinositol-4,5-bisphosphate phospholipase C activity; glycosyltransferase activity
Source: RefSeq, a predicted model, not a curated record
AUUAUAACUUUAAAGGAAACUUAGAAAUCUCUAAUGUUGUUAAAACCUUACAGAUGAAUAUUUUUGUUAAAAAAAUUAUCUUGUUGAAAAUAAUAUUUUUGUUAAAAAUUAUAUUUUUCAGAUGCACAGAUAGGUAGAACAAUGGUGUCUAAAAUACAUAUCUGCAAGAAGCUGUGAAAUGAUGACUUCCUCGAGGAGCUGUUUUGCAAAAUGAUUAUAAAAAUACUCUCUUCUCUUCUUCUCAUAGGAUUAUUGAUAUUAGUGUUUGAGCUUAAAGAUGAAAGAUUUGACCCUGGUGGGAGUCUGGUGGAGUACAUUUUAAACCAUUCAGUUCACUCAUCCAGUAUAUUAAGCAAGGCUCGUAAAAGGAGAGGGGAUUGCAACUUUUAUAAAUGUUUUGAUAUUAACAGAUGCACUUUACAUGCAGCCAACAUUAAAGUACAUAUCUAUCCAUCCCAUCAUCAUCUAGUGGAUGGUGAAGAACUAGCCUACUCCAGGGAGUACCUGGAUAUUAUUGAUGCUGUUUACAACAGUGAAUUCUACACUCCUAACCCUGAGGAAGCUUGUCUGUUUAUGCCAAGUGUAGAUACGCUAAACCUGAAAACCAAUAGAAAGGAGUUGGAGUCAGUACUUUCUCAGUUAGAAUAUUGGAACCAGGGCCAGAAUCAUCUUAUCUUCAACUUCAUCGGAGACCCUGCUGAGUUCUGGUUGGACAAGGCUAUUCUAGCUUCAUCUUCACUUUCUACUUAUACUUACAGGCCUGAAUUUGAUGUAUCAUUACCUCUAUCUGUACCUGACUCUCUAGCUUGUGGUUCCGGAUCAUGUUCAUAUAAUCAAUCAAUUAAUCAACACUCUUCCUCCCGUCGGUCCUGGACCCUGCUAGUCUUCAAGCAUACUUUAGAUAUUAAACUUGCGAAAACUUUACACGAUAUUAGUGCUGACAGUAACGAUGUGAUAUUUGUUGAUAAAUGUGGAAAUACAUUCUGUUACAAAGGAGUUGAAUAUUCAGCUGAGGAGCUGAUAGCCGAUUCUAAAUAUUGUUUUAUAUCUGGUGUCCCAGGACUUCAGGGACUACAGUUGGGGCAAGUUUUAAGGCUAGGCUGUGUCCCAGUUAUCUUACAAGGUUCUUCAGUGCUUCCAUUCUCUGAGAUUUUAGACUGGAACCUCUUCUCUAUCAGACUGAGAGGAAAAGAUGUGGGAGAUCUUCUGAAAAUAUUAAAUCUGAAAUCUGCCAAGGAUUAUCAAGCCAUGAAGAAGCAACUAGAACGAAUCUACUCAACCUACAUGAAAUCUCCUGGCACCAUUGCUCUCACUACAUUGAAGAUAUUUAACACAAGAAUUUUGACCCAGUUUGGAGUCUCUAAGAUGGAUUGGAAUCUUGAAGACUCUCCCAAAUCUCCAAUUUUCCUUGACAAGUAUCCUCGGCCUGGUUCUGGGUUUACAGCAGUUAUCCUUGCCUACGACAGGGUCGACUCACUCUUCCAGAUUAUCAACCAAAUUUCUGAUGUUCAUAGUUUAACCCGUAUUCUUGUAAUCUGGAACCACCAAACCAUCCCUCCGCCCUCUAUACAAGCCUGGCCUAAAACAAACAAACAAUUGAAGGUGAUUCAAACAUCUGCCAACCUGUUAUCAAACCGGUUUUAUCCCUACCCGGAGAUAGACACAGAGUGCGUGUUGUCCCUGGAUGACGACAUCACCAUGCUGUCAGCUGAUGAACUGGAGUUUGGAUACCAAAUUUGGCGGGAAUUUCCAGACAGGAUUGUCGGUUUCCCAUCUCGAAGUCACUUCUUAAACCAAACUAGUGGGGCCUGGAACUAUCAGAGUGAGUGGACGAACGAGUAUAGUAUGGUUCUAACAGGUGCUGCGUUCUACAAUAAAUACUGGAACUAUGUUUACACUGGUGCCCCGGACCCACAACAAAAACUAAUUAGAGAUUGGGUUGAUGAGAAUAUGAACUGUGAAGAUGUAGCAUUUAAUUUUCUAGUUUCUAAUCAUACUAGGAAACCUCACAUCAAGAUAGGACCUAGGAAGAAAUACCGCUGUGUAACUCCGAGCUGUGAGAAUGGAAAUAUGCUUUCUCAAGAUUCCGGUCAUCUUGCCAGACGAUCCCAGUGCGUUGACAAGUUCUCCAAGCUGUAUGGUUUCAUGCCUCUCAAAAGUGUAGAAUAUAGGUUAGAUCCAACCUUAUAUAAAGAGACUGUUCCUGAUUCUAUGAAUCCGUAUUCACAUCUAGGACCUCUCUAGUUCUUGUUCAUGUUCAGGCCCUCUCUAAUUCAUGUUCAUGUUUAUGUUCAUGUUCAGGCCCUCUCUAGUUCAUGUUCAUGUUAAUGUUUAUGGUCACGUUCAGGCCCUCUCUAGUUCACGUUCAGACCCUCUCUAGUUCAUGUUCAUGUUGUAACACGUUUCUUAUAACCAACUAAUAGAUUAACUUUUUGCAUGUUUUUUAAUGUUAUUUAUUAUAAAUAAACUGGAGAUAGUUAA